Molecule: messenger RNA, 3685 nt
Organism: Cherax quadricarinatus
Lineage: Eukaryota; Metazoa; Arthropoda; Malacostraca; Decapoda; Parastacidae
Source: RefSeq, a predicted model, not a curated record
CUUGCCAGAAGUGCACUAGUAGAGAGAGAGACGUUCAAGAAGCAACUAGAGUAAUAUUUUAGCAGCUAACUGUAUCCCGUACCGUCAUUUUUAACACUUCGAAUCUUGUGUUAGCUUGCGUUUAAAACUCCUCACUGCGAGGCACGAACACGGCGAGAUCUCCAACAGCAAGCUUCCGUAAUCAAGUUUUCACAUCAGCAGUUGUUCUUGUGAACAUCAGCGACGCUCCUUGAAGUGCCUUCUGAGUCUUGCACAGGAUGGAAGGGUCCGAAGAACCUCCAGUGACCGAGGGAGUCUUGAGUUCGACAUUCACCCCAGUGGACUACGUUAUCUUCACUAUGCUGCUGGUGAUAUCGGCAGGUAUCGGCGUGUUCAACGCCUUCAGGAGUCGUGGAAUGGUGACGACUCAGGAGUACCUGCUUGGAGGUCGUACCAUGCCUGUCCUCCCCGGGCUAUCUCAGUCCUCGGGGGAGUCGUAUCUGCUGUAUCCUUACUUGUAUAUAGAGCUGCGGUUCAAGUCCCAGGCACUGCGCAAGAUUGCUACAGUAAUCCAGAUGUUGGCGUCCUUCGUGUACAUGGGGAUCGGUUUGUACGCUCCAUCACUCGCUCUCUCCUCAGUCACCAGCCUCCCCAUCUGGGGCUCCGUCGUGUUGAUGGGACUCAUAUGUUCUUUCUACAUCACUAUAGGCGGAGUGAAGGCUGUGGUCUACGCAGACGUGGUACAGACACUUCUAAUGUUCGUUGGGGUGUUGGUAGUGACAGUGCUCUGUUGCUAUCAGCUGGGAGGACUUACCAACGUGUGGACAAUCGCCGAACAAGGAGGGCGAAUCCAAUUCUUCAAUAUGGAUCCCAGUCCCUUUGUACGUCACACCUUCUGGUCGACACAAGUGCUGGGAGCCUACAUGGCACUUAGUAUGGUUGGCUUCAACCAACCUCAGUUCCAGAGACUCGUCUCAGUCAAGACUCUCAGCCUCUCACAGUCACUUUGCACUUUGUUCACAGUAGGAUUGUUUAUAGUGUGGGGAGUCUUCUACUUAUCUGGUCUCGUCGCCUAUGCCGUCUACAGGGACUGUGAUCCCUUCACCUCGGGAAGAAUAGCAAAAGCUGACCAGAUUAUGCCUUAUCUGGUGACAGAUAAGUUGAAUCAUCUACCGGGUAUAUCAGGGCUCUUCGUGGCAGCGGUGUACGGCGGUGUUCUCAGCUCGCUGUCAUCACACGGGAACGCCAUAGCCUGUGUCAUCUGGGUAGACUUCAUGAAAAACUUGCGUUACUUCAGUAAUGUCGAUGAACGCUUCUCCACCAACAUCGUCAAGCUCCUGUCAUUUGUGACGAUGAUGGUAGCCAUGUGUAUAGGGCUGCUGGUGGGAGAGAUGGGCACCCUCUUUAACUUGACCAACAGCCUUAUAGGUGCCAUCAAGGGCCCCCUCUCUGGUAUUUUCAUAGUGGGCAUCUGCACCCCUUGGGUUAACAAAAAGGGUGCCAUCGUGGGCUCCUCUCUGGCUUUCCUGUUCAACAUUUGGCUGGUGAUCGGCAAAAUAAUAAGAGGUGGUGGGAGCCCAAAGAAUAUGCCUCUUUCUACUCUCGGCUGUCCUGAGAAUUUCAACAACACACUUGAAACCAGCCUCAACGAUGUGCUUCAAAGCGGCCUCAAUAACACUCUUGAUUUCACCUUCGCCACUACUGCUGUACCAAUGAUUGAAGGUUCGGGUGACACCAUCUACGACAUCUCUUACUGCUACAGCGGGAUCACUGGCAUCAUUAACACCAUCAUUAUCAGCACACUGGUCUCCGUCCUUACAGGCCCUGUGAAGCCAUGUGAGCUAGAAGGUGAGGUAGUGAACGGCACGUGCGCCCGUUUCUACCGGCGACUGUGGAAGCUUGUGGAGAGAUGUACCAGCUCUGAACCCCCGAGCGUGACGCCUGCAGCCAUGGAGGGUCAAAUAAAUGAUCUCUACGACCUCCAAGACAAUGACCUGAAACAGUCAAUAGAGAGCAAGUCUGAUAUGAGGCCUAAAGACACUGGGAAUGCCACGUGUGAGGAAAAAAAUAGUGGUGGCAAGCAGUAGUUGCAGUAGUGUAAAACGAGAAGUUACAGGCAGUAUAAUUAUAGAAGCAGUGUAUAAUGUUUAUGUAGUAACAAGGAGUUUAGUUAUAGCAGCAGUGUAUGUUAAUGUGAUUUACUAAUUGCAGUAGUGUAUUAUAUUACCUGGAGUUUACCUGGAGAGAGUUCCGGGGGUCAACGCCCCCGCGGCCCGGUCUGUGACCAGGCCUCCUGGUGGAUCAGAGCCUGAUCAACCAGGCUGUUGCUGCUGGCUGCACGCAAACCAACGUACGAGCCACAGCCCGGCUGGUCAGGAACCGACUUUAGGUGCUUGUCCAGUGCCAGCUUGAAGACUGCCAGGGGUCUGUUGGUAAUCCCCCUUAUGUGUGCUGGGAGGCAGUUGAACAGUCUCGGGCCAAUGACACUUAUUGUAUGGUCUCUUAACGUGCUAGUGACACCCCUGCUUUUCAUUGGGGGGAUGUUGCAUCGUCUGCCAAGUCUUUUGCUUUCGUAGUGAGUGAUUUUCGUGUGCAAGUUCGGUACUAGUCCCUCUAGGAUUUUCCAGGUGUAUAUAAUCAUGUAUCUCUCCCGCCUGCGUUCCAGGGAAUACAGGUUCAGGAACCUCAAGCGCUCCCAGUAAUUGAGGUGUUUUAUCUCCGUUAUGCGCGCCGUGUAGGUUCUCUGUACAUUUUCUAGGUGAGCAAUUUCACCUGCCUUGAAAGGUGCUGUUAGUGUGCAGCAAUAUUCCAGCCUAGAUAGAACAAGUGACCUGAAGAGUGUCAUCAUGGGCUUGGCAUCCCUCGUUUUGAAGGUUCUCAUUAUCCAUCCUGUCAUUUUUCUAGCAGAUGCGAUCGAUACAAUGUUAUGGUCCUUGAAGGUGAGAUCCUCCUACAUGAUCACUCCCAGGUCUUUGACGUUGGUGUUUCGCUCUAUUUUGUGGCCAGAAUUUGUUUUGUACUCUGAUGAAGAUUUAAUUUCCUCGUGUUUACCAUAUCUGAGUAAUUGAAAUUUCUCAUCGUUGAGCUUCAUAUUGUUUUCUGCAGCCCACUGAAAGAUUUGGUUGAUGUCCGCCUGGAGCCUUGCAGUGUCUGCAAUGGAAGACACUGUCAUGCUAAACCCAUAGGAAUCAUACAUCAUCUGGGAAAAUGGGAGGUAAUCAGAUUUUAAUCAUAGAGGAUGGGUCCAAUUCCUUGGAUCAAGAGCCGCUCAUAUUGGCAUCAAGACAUGUUGGGGAAAAACUAAAAUAGGGAGACUCCAGUUCGCCCUGUUCAAAGUGCCUUAAACACUAAAUUUUAGAUUAUCAAAGGUUUUAGUACCUAUUCUGCAUGUUUUAGCUGUAAAUUAGUGCUACAAAUUCAUAUUAUUAUAUUAAACAUGAGUACAGGUUAGGUACAGUGAUAGUAUGAAUGAUGGUAAAAGUGUUUCUUCUGUGGGUCACCCUGACUCGGUGGGAAAGACGGCUAGCUAGUUAAAAGCUACAAGAUACUGAGAAAAGCACGAAGUACUUUAAAAAGGUGGCGAUGGUGAUUGUCCUCGUAUGUGAGAUGCAGCAAUUAGGACAUUUAUUGAGAUGUUUCUUAAACUCUGUAUUUGUAGAAGACACAUACAAAGUUUAGAAGCUUUAAUAAAACUACAUUUCACGCA